AGCCUCCCCUGCCUGUCUCUCUUUGUACACGCACAUGUGUGUGAGAGCGUCUGGGGCUCUUUGUCCUGAGUUCCAUAACUGAAAAGUUAACUGGGCUGGAAGAGUUUGGCUCAAACAACAGAAGGGCAAAAGAAAGGCAAAUUCUGUGUAAACUGGUCCGGGCCCUUGGCUCCAACCCAACCCAAGUAACCUUUGUAUUCUUUACUGCGUUGGAUUAUUUCUAGGGAAGGACAGGCAGAGAGGGCCAUCCUCAAUGAAGGUAGCUUCUCUUUUGCUAGUGGGUUUUUACCUGCUGCCUUCUUGCAGGGCAGAAGAGGGAUUGAACUUCCCCACUUAUGAUGGGAAGGACCGGGUAACAAACCUCAAUGAGAAGAACUACAAGCAAAUGCUGAAGAAAUAUGACCUCCUCUGCCUCUUCUACCAUGAGCCGGUGUCUUCUGAUAAAGUCUCCCAAAAGCAGUUCCAAAUGAAAGAAAUUGUCCUAGAGCUGGUGGCCCAGGUCCUGGAACACAAAGAUAUAGGUUUUGCCCUGGUGGACUCCAAGAAAGAAGCCAAACUUGCUAAAAAGCUCGGUUUUGAUGAAGAAGGAAGCCUGUACAUCCUUAAGGGUGACCGCACUAUUGAGUUUGAUGGAGAGUUGGCUGCUGACGUUUUGGUGGAAUUCCUUUUAGAUCUAAUUGAAGACCCAGUGGAGAUCAUCAACAGCAAACUGGAAGUCCAAGCCUUUGAGCGCAUGGAUGACUACAUCAAACUCAUUGGCUUCUUCAAGAGCGAAGACUCAGAACAUUACAAGGCAUUUGAAGAAGCAGCUGAGCAUUUCCAGCCCUACAUCAAAUUCUUCGCCACUUUUGAUAAAGGGGUUGCAAAGAAGCUAUCCCUGAAGAUGAAUGAGGUUGACUUCUACGAACCGUUUAUGGAUGAGCCCACUCCAAUCCCAGAUAAACCUUAUACGGAGGAAGAGCUUGUGGAGUUUGUGAAGGAGCACCAAAGACCCACACUACGCAGGCUGCGCCCAGAAGAUAUGUUUGAAACCUGGGAAGAUGAUCUGAAUGGAAUCCACAUUGUGGCCUUUGCAGAGAAGAGCGACCCUGAUGGCUAUGAGUUCCUGGAGAUCCUGAAACAAGUUGCCAGGGACAAUACCAACAAUCCUGACCUGAGUAUAGUAUGGAUUGAUCCAGAUGAUUUCCCAAUGCUCGUUGCCUACUGGGAGAAGACUUUUAAGAUUGACCUGUUCAAGCCACAGAUUGGAGUAGUGAAUGUAACAGAUGCAGACAGCGUCUGGAUGGACAUAACAGAUGAUGACGACCUACCUACAGCCGAAGAGCUAGAAGAUUGGAUAGAAGAUGUACUUUCAGGGAAAAUAAACACAGAGGAUGAUGACAACGAUGCUGAUGACGAUGACGAUGACGAUGACGAUGAUGACAACUCUGAAGAAGAUGACGACGAUGAUGAUGAUGAUGACGACAGUGAUGAUGAGGAUGAUUAGUUCUCAUGCCGAAAUUCUCACAGACACUGAACCAUUUUUAUUCAUUAUUCCUUAAAGACAGAAUGGGAGAUAGGAGCAGGCAGUCCCAAAAAGUUCCUUUCUUUAUUGUUAAGACCUCCUUUUCUACUCCUUUAUUAUCAAGAAUAAGAAAACUCAGCAAAUCCUUCCUAAUAGAAUGUGAAGGGUUGCUGGUGGAUAUAGGUUGGGAACAAGAGAGUGAGAAGGGGGAGGAUAGGGCAUAUGUCUGGUUUUAAUGUCCUGACUCAUGUCUUAAGACCAGACAUCCCAAUAGGACAAUAAAAACCAACCACACCUUACAGCGGUUAGCAACUUGUUUCUCUUUCCUCCAAAAUACGGGGAUCAUGAUAGUGCCAACAUCUGGCUACCUUGAGAAAAAGGAUCCUCUCAUAUCUAUUCCCAAGUGUACUUUUUAUAGUUGGCAGUGACAGUAACAGAAAUCAAGUUUUGAAAAACCCACCAAUCCGGAGUAAUCUUAGAAUCAGAUGCCAUGGGAAAUAAGCCUUAAUUCAUUUAGGACUAUACUCCUAAAUUAGGUAAACACCUUCAAUUAGUUUAGAACCCAAACCCAAGACAGUCUCAGUAUGGUUCAUGUUCAUGGAAGUGGAUAAAACCCUUAAACUUGUAACUUUGCUAAAUAGUGCUUUUAUGAUAGUUCUUUUUUUCAACAUCAAACCAUCUACUUCAUAGGAUGGUAGUUACAAUAGUGACACUUUUCCCAUCCUACCCCCUUUUCUAUGUCCUUCCUCUCACCUCAAAAGCCCUGUCGAUUAGCCAGAUAUAAUCUUAUGGCAAAUCAUGUACCUCUAUACACCUGUAGUUUUUGCUCCAUGAUUGCAUUGCAUUUUUCCCUUUAUGGCAAAAGCUGUUUUUUUUUCUGACAUCUUAUCAAACUGGACUUUCCAUUAAUUAACACUUUUACAUAUCUCCAGUAUAAUCAGAAUCAAGAUUUAUAAUCAUGACCCUGAAACACUGUGAGAGCCUGACGUGCCUUCUGAAUCAUCAAAGAAAGCUUAAAUUAUGCUCAGUAUAGUUGCAGUGUUGUGUGUUUUAAGCCUCUUCUAAUUCUUUGAACAUUGGCAAUUCAUACAUGAAGACUAUUAGCCAAAAUAUCUUACUAGUGAGAAUUGCUCCAUACCCAAUCAUUCUGGGAAAACAGUCAGCCCUAUUUCCUCAUACACUUCUUUGUUGUGUAAGAUUCUGGUGGACUGUCCCACAAUAUGAUGUGGAUACUUUUCAAGGUCUACAGCUUGGGCAUACUAGGAGGCUUCUAAGACUAUCUGAUUGUCAACAGAAUGUCAUUUGAACCCUUUGGGAAAUGAAUCAGCAAAGUCAUUGUUGAAGCUGUCAUUUCUAACUAGGCUUUGGUCCAUGGGCCUGUUUGGUCCAGAUGUCUGGGAUGAUACUCACUACUCUUGAUCUUGGGGUUUUCAUUUUCAGGGGGAUCUGUUAAGCUGUGGCCCCCUCCACAAACAUACCACCUUUAGAUUGUGUCACUGUGUCAGAACUCUGGGGCUUGUAAGAUGACUGAGGGGGAACAAGGGAAAAUGAAGGAAGAGGUACCAUCCAGUACAUUUAUGACUGGGAAAGGACCACUUGUGUGUCUCGUGGACAUGAAAAGAAUCAGAGAAUGCCUUCCAGGGCAUUGAGUGGAUCCUUCUGGGAAGAUUUAGGGAAGAGAAUUUCACAGGAAACAAAGAUGUGGAGGGUUGUAAUCUGCACUGAUGAGCUCAUGGACCCAUCAAAGGAUCAAUAGUCAUGCCCCAAUUCUUUUUUGUUCUGUUUUGUCUUCUGUUAGGACCUCAGAUCAACAAUCAGCCUUGAUCGUUCUCAAGGGCUGAGUGCAAAAAACUUUUCUAUCAAAGCAAGGCAAUGUUCUUCCUAUCGUCCCUUAUAGGACGUCUGUGUUCAGGGAUGUGGCUGCGGUAAUUUUUUUCUACCUAUUUCACCCAGCGGAGCCUAGAACAGUGUGAUUCCUCUAGUCUCUUUUUGGAGGUGAUAGCCAGGAUGUUAAACAUUAGGAAGAUAGGGCUACCCAUCAUGUUUUGGAAAAUGGUUCAUUAUUUUAUUGUCAAGAAUAGGUAAAACUUUUACAUUUGUCUGUAAGAAUAAUAAUCCUAUUUGAAAAUUUCAAA
Trichosurus vulpecula (common brushtail) is the source of this 3639-nucleotide messenger RNA. It is a transcript of the gene CASQ2, whose product is annotated as calsequestrin 2. Bases 254 to 1486 code for a protein of 410 amino acids. The transcript has 11 exons. Gene Ontology annotation, molecular function: calcium ion binding. The record is from RefSeq and is a predicted model, not a curated record. Lineage: Eukaryota; Metazoa; Chordata; Mammalia; Diprotodontia; Phalangeridae. Gene Ontology annotation, biological process: regulation of cardiac muscle contraction by regulation of the release of sequestered calcium ion. Gene Ontology annotation, cellular component: sarcoplasmic reticulum lumen.